Messenger RNA from Gavialis gangeticus (Gharial), 2341 nucleotides. RefSeq names its product mitogen-activated protein kinase associated protein 1 (gene MAPKAP1). NCBI's taxonomy places the organism in Eukaryota, Metazoa, Chordata, Crocodylia, Gavialidae. The record is from RefSeq and is a predicted model, not a curated record. The transcript has 13 exons. Gene Ontology annotation, molecular function: phosphatidylinositol-4,5-bisphosphate binding. Gene Ontology annotation, biological process: TORC2 signaling. Gene Ontology annotation, cellular component: TORC2 complex; plasma membrane; cytoplasm. The coding region runs from base 285 to 1853 and encodes 522 amino acids.
CGAAAGACUGAAAGAGAGGGCUUCAUCUUCCUCCCAAGCUCCCCUCACCGCCCUUUUCCAGCACAGCUGAGAUGACUGUCGUUUUGCCUGUUGCCCAGGCCUGUAACUGGAGUGUCAUCUCUCGAUCUGCAUGUCUGUGGUGCACCGAAAUCUUCCGGAUGAGUCCCCUUCCUGCUUGCUCCUGUGCUGCCCCUCACCCGUGGAAACAGCUCCCUGUAGGCAUGUUCAUGGAGCAACAUGGAGAAAAGAAGAUAGCAUAGUAAGGUGGUGGAGUUGCGGACAGCAUGGCCUUCCUGGACAACCCAACCAUUAUACUGGCUCAUAUUCGGCAGUCACAUGUGACAAGUGAUGACACAGGGAUGUGUGAAAUGGUCCUGAUAGAUCAUGAUGUCGACCUAGAGAAAUUCAAUCCCUCUUCAACAAAUGGGGACAGUGGUUCAGAAAUGCAGGGAAGCAAUGGGGAGACUCAGGGUUAUGUAUAUUCCCAAUCAGUCGAUAUUACCUCAAGCUGGGACUUUGGGAUUAGAAGACGAUCAAACACAGCUCAGAGACUGGAACGACUACGAAAAGAAAGACAAAACCAGAUAAAAUGCAAAAAUGUUCAGUGGAAAGACAGAAAUACUUCUUAUUCAGCAGAGGAGCUGAGCUCGCUGUUUGAAAAAAAGAAUUUCAAAGUCAAGUCUCCACAUUUGGGGAAGCAGUCUAUACUGUCUGUGCGACUUGAGCAGUGCCCACUGCAGCUGAACAAUCCUUUCAAUGAGUACUCAAAAUUUGAUGGCAAGGGUCAUGUUGGAACAACUGCAACCAAAAAAAUUGAUGUCUACCUCCCCUUGCAUGCAAGCCAAGACAAACUACAGCCAAUGACAGUUGUGACGAUAGCAAAUGCCAAGGUGCAUGACCUGAUUGGACUAAUAUGCUGGCAGUACACGAGUGAAGGACGGGAACCCAAACUAAAUGACAAUGUCAAUGCCUACUGUCUCCAUAUUGCUGAAGAUGAUGGUGAGGUCGACACAGACUUUCCACCCUUGGAUUCCAACGAGCCCAUUCAUAAGUUUGGCUUCAGCACUUUGGCACUGGUUGAAAAGUACUCGUCUCCCGGGCUGGCAGCAAAACAGUCGCUUUUUGUUCGAAUAAAUGCUGCUCAUGGAUUCUCACUUAUUCAGGUGGACAGUAUGAAGGUCACCAUGAAGGAUAUCUUACAAAAGGCCUUAAAGCGGAGGAAGGGCUCGCAGAGGGGCUCAGGUCCUCAGUAUCGGCUGGAGAAGCAGAGUGAACCCAAUGUCCCCGUAGACUUAGACUGUACCUUGGAGAGCCAGAGCACUUUGGAAUUCUGCCUGGUCCGAGAGAACAGUUCAAGAGGAGAAGAGAUAUCAGAAGAAGAUCCUCAGAUCGAUAUAGCUACAGUUCAAGAUAUGCUUAGUAGCCACCAUUACAAGUCCUUCAAAGUCAGCAUGAUCCACAGGCUUCGAUUCACCACUGAUGUUCAGUUAGGUAUCUCUGGAGACAAGGUGGAGAUAGACCCUUGUACUAAUCAGAAGGCCAGCACUAAGUUUUGGAUUAAGCAGAAACCCAUUUCAAUCGAUUCUGAAUUCCUCUGCGCCUGUGACCUUGCAGAAGAAAAAAGCCCAAGUCAUGCAAUAUUUAAACUUACAUAUUUACACAAUCAUGACUACAAGCACCUCUACUUUGAAUCAGAUGCUGCUACUGUCAAUGAAAUCGUACUAAAGGUUAACUAUAUUCUAGAAUCCCGAGCAAGUACAGCCAGAGCAGAUUACUUUGCUCAGAAACAAAGAAAACUGAGCAGGAGAACAAGCUUUAGCUUCCAGAAGGAGAAGAAAUCAGGACAGCAGUAAUGUCUCGCCUAGAGCAAAAACUGUCUACCAAUUUGGAAGAGGAGAAGCUCCCAACAGCCUGAGACAGGUGGGAGCCAGAACUACAGCGUUCUUGCUGCCAACAGGCACGGGUAGCCCAGGAAGAGAGUCAAUAUUGCAGUCUCUUGUGGUUGGCAGAUGAUCCCGCGCUGGUGAUGGGAGUCUCCCUUUUGACGAAAACAAAGAGCCAUAUCAACCGAAAAGGGGACUGUUACGCUUCAGAGUCCUUUGAUUAGAAAGAAGAGAAGGGCAUAGGCUGGCGGUGUUCAAUUGCUGUAUUAUGUACAAUUGCAAGGAAAGAUGUGGUUAUAAAUUGUUGCACAGCCUGAUUAGAAUAAAUUAUAUACAUCUGUAAUACACAUACACACACACGCACGCGUGCGCAGGUACUGCUUGCGAUAUUAUCAAAUUUCUAAAACUGUAGGACAAAUGUAUCCAUUUUUACUAUUAAUAAACAAACGUGAUCUUUC